Molecule: messenger RNA, 3695 nt
Organism: Nothobranchius furzeri (turquoise killifish)
Lineage: Eukaryota; Metazoa; Chordata; Actinopteri; Cyprinodontiformes; Nothobranchiidae
Gene: flt3
Product: fms related receptor tyrosine kinase 3
Biological process (GO): positive regulation of kinase activity; cell surface receptor protein tyrosine kinase signaling pathway; protein phosphorylation
Cellular component (GO): plasma membrane; signaling receptor complex
Molecular function (GO): ATP binding; growth factor binding; transmembrane receptor protein tyrosine kinase activity
Source: RefSeq, a predicted model, not a curated record
AAAGAUCCCCGCACACUUAGUGCGCUGCAGUUUCACUGUUUGCGCUGAGAAACCAGGCACAGAGUGCAAGCAUUAUGGUGCGGGGAAACAGAUGUGCACUAGCUGCAGCUGUUCUGCUGUGUGCUACUAAAGCGUUCUGCUCUAAGGUGGACCACAUCGUCCCAGCUGCUUCUCUGAAUGCAUCCAGUCCUGUCAGCAUCAGGCUGUCUGUUGAACGUCCCACAAAGCCACGACUGUUACUGAAGUCUUUCUCUAGAGAAACCAGUUCUCCUUUUAUCUCGUGCGUCGGCUCUCCAGGGACCAAGACUGAAUGGUUUAAGUUGACUGGGGAUAAGGAGAAACUUCCUGGAGGGGAUUUUUCAGCUUCUAAACUGUAUAAAAUAGGAGUGAUGUGUUGUGCCACAAACGAUGAAGGAGAUGAAUGCACCCAGCUGUAUGACUAUGAUUUAGACUCCAUUUCAAAGAAAAAUGAGUUUUCUGAAGUGAUGGUGAGCCCCGGAGAUACUUUAGUGCUUCGCUGCAGAACAAAGGCUGAACAAGCUGCUUUUAAGUGGGAAAAGGAUGGGGAGGUUCUCAACCCUGCAUUAAUAAAAUGUCAAGAUCAAGAAGACCAGGUGAUGUGCAUCAAAGAGGAUGACAUAUACGAAAGCAACAUGAAGUAUGUUUACUUCAGACAGCUUAAUGAGUCACACAGCGGAACGUACACCUGCAGCAGUUCACCCAAUAAAAACAAAUCUGUUAGCGUUCUGGUUACAGGUAAAAGGUUUCUCUCUUCUAAGCUGGAUGACCGGAUUGUGACAAAAAAGAACGGCACCUGUCUGACAGCAGAUGUUUUCUACCACCCCGAGCUCCAGCGCUGCUACUGGGAAACUCCUGAUGGACACACGACUAAAUGUACCAUGGACCAAGUGGUAACACAGCCCAGGGUGGUGAAGCUUUGUGACUCCCUCACAUCGGGGGUUUAUAGGUUACACCUGGAGGCUGGAGGAGCACCUGAAACAAAGAACAUCACAGUUUGUGUUGCAGAAACACCUACUUUUAAAUUCAACAAAAUAAACAAUGAAUUUCACUGUGAAACUGUGAGUCCCUUCCCAGCAGAGUUCACAUGGACGUCUUGCAACCAAAGUAAUCAUAAUGAAUCCUGGAAUGUCAUUAAGAAGGAAAAUCGAUCAGACAACUUCUGCAACAAGAAAAUCACCAGCUUUGUGGAUCGAGACUUGGUCCUCGGAGAUCACUUGAGGUUUUGUUUGACAAACUCACUCGGCUCCUGGUGCGACACCUGGAAGUUAGUGAUUGAGCCGGCGAUUAUCCCCAAAGCUCCUGAUGAUAAUGUGUUCCUCCUGCUGAAAGUCAGCGCUUGUGUUCUGCUCCUGGCUCUGGGAGUGGUCAUAGUGCUGUUCAUUUACUACAUCAAAAAGAAGAAACCUAAGUACCAGCCUCAGCUUCAGAUGGUCCAGAUGGUUGGACCCAAUGACAACGACUACAUCUACAUCAACUUUAAAGAUUUUCAGUAUGACAAAAAAUGGGAGUUUCCCAGAGAGAACCUCAAACUCGGUAAAGAACUGGGCUCUGGAGCUUUUGGCAUGGUGGUUCAGGCUACAGCUUACGGCAUCAACAAGCCUGCAGUCUCACAGCAGGUGGCUGUAAAGAUGCUGAAAGAAAAGCACCAGUCAGUGGAGAAGGAGGCUCUGAUGUCUGAGCUGAAGAUGCUGACUCACAUCGGUCAUCACAGCAACAUCGUUAACCUCCUCGGGGCUUGUACUGAAACAGGACCAAUCUACCUGAUUUUCCAGUACUGUUGCUAUGGAGACCUGCUGAACUUCCUGAAGAAGAACAGCGACCGUUAUCACAAGUCUGUGACGGAUGCCUUUAGCAAGGAUCGUUUCAGCAGCCUGUACCACAACCAGAAAAACUCCUGUGAGUUAAUAACGUCAGUGGACAGCUACAUGCCCAUGCACAGCACCACCACCGGGGGACAGGAGGACAGCUCCCUCCUCACCCACAACUACAAAGACAUGGAAGAUCCAGAAAUCUUUGAUGCUGGAGACGAUCCUGAUGAAGAGCUGCAGGCCCUGACCUUUGAAGACCUCCUCAGUUUUGCCUUCCAAGUGGCCAAAGGCAUGGAGUUCCUCUCCUCCAAAAACUGUAUCCAUCGGGAUCUCGCAGCUCGAAAUGUGUUGGUGACAAAAAACAGGCUGGUGAAGAUCGGCGACUUUGGUCUGGCUCGGGACAUCGACAAUGACUCCAACUAUGUAGUGAGAGGAAACGUGCGUCUGCCAGUGAAGUGGAUGGCUCCAGAGAGCAUCUUCCAGGGGAUGUACACCAUGAAGAGUGACAUCUGGGCUUAUGGCAUUCUGCUCUGGGAGAUCUUCUCACUUGGUGUUACUCCGUACCCGGGUAUAAAGGUGGAUGCCACGUUCUACUCAAUGAUCGAAAGAGGAUUUAAGAUGGAGCAACCCUACUACGCCAACGACUCUGUGUACAAAGUGAUGUGCAGCUGUUGGGCUCUGAAUCCCUCCGACCGCCCAUCUUUCUCCAAGUUGGUGUCCUUCAUGUGUGAUCAGCUGACAGGCAGAGAGGAGAAGCUCUACCACAACAUGCUUGACAAGAUUUACCAGAACACAUCGACCAUCACUGACAUUUGCGCCUUGGAAAAACAAAGCAACAACAAGUCGGGAACGCCCAACGAUUACUGCACAACCAACGUGCCAAAUUCAGGAACUGUGGUGGAUGAGGAGGAGCCUCUGAAACCAUCUGGUGCAGAAUGAUCCAUUUUUAAGCUUCAAGCUAUUUUAUCUUUAAAGAAUAAAAAGGAAAUACUCAAUAUCUUCUUAUACUCAUCAAAAGGAUUGGGCUUAAUAUUAUUUUACAAAUAUUACAAUCUCUUGUUUAUACUUUAUUCAAUGAAAAAUACUGCAAGUAGCACUUAUUUUGCAUUUUGAAUAACCUGAGCUAAAGAUGUGAGAAUUUUACAUGACUCUGUGCAGCUCAGUGGCUUAAAAAGUAGACGUCAUGUGUAUUCUUAAACUGUAAAUAUGUGGCUUUCUCUCCAUUAAUAUCAAAUUAUUCUGGUAAAAGAUCAAUUUUGCACACAAAACUGAUUAAAUAUCAAUCCAUCAUUGGUAAUAAAAUGUCAAACAUCGCCAACAGUAUUUCAAACUCAGUAUAGAUUUGAUUGUUUUUGUAUUUGAAGGUGAUACUGUGUUAAAUAACUGUAUAAAACAGGCCAUAUCUAUUUUUUUAGUUAUUUAAAUUGAUGUUAGCCAAUAGUUCUCAGGGUUUUGGUCACUAUCACACCUGCUGUCAUUUGAGCUUCCUGUAUUUGAUUUAGCCACGUAUAAAGGAUGCUGCUGCACAGUGUAAGACAAAAAAGAAAAUAAAGCCUAAAAAAUAAAAUAUAUACAACACAUGAAAAGUGUCUGAAAAAGCAUUAGAAAUAAAGAAAAGGUAAAGCAAUACAAAGAGCUGAAACAUGCAUUGUCUUUAAAUUAACCAAUCUAUGUUUGUUGUCUUUAUUUUGUACACUUACAAAUUUUAUCAACCCUGCAUUAAAACGUCACUGGAUGCUUUGAAGAUAAAGUAGAUUUAUGCAAAACUGUUUUCUUGGCUUAUAUAUAUAUUAAAUAAUUGUCCUGUAUUUGCACUAGUUGAAAAUUCUUGCACUGUAACAUGGAAAUAUGAUAUAUAUUUUACUG